Messenger RNA from Arvicanthis niloticus (Nile rat), 534 nucleotides. The record is from RefSeq and is a predicted model, not a curated record. NCBI's taxonomy places the organism in Eukaryota, Metazoa, Chordata, Mammalia, Rodentia, Muridae.
AUGGAUGCAGAUCAGGAAACUUCAGAUACUCCUCCUGAGAGAACUCGGUCCUCAAAUCUUAAGGCUCACUACAGAAUUUCUACUCAAGAGACACCUUACGAAUGUAAUGUAUGUGGGAAAUUGUUUCUACAGUUCUCAAGACUUAAAGUUCACCAUAGAAUUCAUACCAAGGACAAACCUUACAAACGUAAUGAAUGUGGGAAAUCUUUUUCUCAGUCCUCAGAACUUAAGUCUUCAGGUCUUAAAGUUCAUCAUAGAAUCCAUACUGGCAACAAACCUUACAAAUGUAAUGAAUGUGGGAAAUCUUUUACACAGUCAUCAGAUCUUAAUGUUCACCACAGAAUUUAUACAGGAGACAAAGCUUACAAAUGUAGUAAAUGUGGCAAAUGUUUUAUACAGUCUUCAGAUCUUAAAGCUCACCAUAGAAUCCACACUGGAGACAAACCUUACAAAUGUAAUGAAUGUGGGAAGUCUUUUACCUGGUCUUCAAGUCUUAAAGUUCACCAUAGAAUCCAUACUGGAGACAAACCUUAA